AUGACAUCACAGCCCGACAUAAAUAAGAAGGGCGGUUACCACGCGGCUGGACCACUCUCAAGGGACUCCUUCUGCUUCCUGGGUUUCGUCCUCUCCGUCAACUCUUCAGCAUGGUGUGCAGACAAAGCCGCACCCGCCCCCGCCCCAGAGGCUGCUGCCGCCCCCGCUCCUGAGGCCGCCGCCGCCGCCGCCCCCGCCCCCGCCCCAGAGCCCGCCGCCCCAGCCGCGCCCGAGCCCGAACCCGCUCCCCCUGUAGCAGCGCCCGUGCCCACAGACAUCGCCGCAGACCAGCUGGAGGACUGGAAGGAGGCUUUCGGCCUGUUCGACAGAGUCGGCGACAGCAAGAUCGCCUUCAACCAGGUGGCUGACAUCAUGAGGGCGCUGGGACAGAACCCCACCAACAAGGACGUGGCAGCGAUCCUCGGAAACCCAACCGCUGACGACAUGGCGAAUAACAGGCUGGACUUUAACUCCUUCCUGCCCAUGCUGAGCGGCCUGGUGGCCAGCCCACAGAAGGGCACGUACGACGACUACGUGGAGGGCCUGCGCGUCUUCGACAAGGAGGGCAACGGCACCGUGAUGGGAGCCGAGCUGCGCAUCGUCCUGUCCACUCUGGGCGAGAAGCUGAACGAGAGUGAGAUCGACGCCCUCAUGACCGGUCAGGAAGACGAGAACGGCUCCAUCAACUACGAGUCCUUCGUCAAGCACAUCCUGUCCGUGUAGAGGAGCGUCUGCAGGAGUGGUUCGGAAGUGGACCUGCGAACCAGUGUGUCAGGACAUCCAUCUACUGUUUCAAAGACCAACCAAAGCAACCUAAAGGACUAUGGAGCUGUUGCUAGCCAACCGUUCCUUUUUUUUUUUUUUUUCUCUCUUUGCCUCUUUGUUUGACUCUUUUUUCCCCCCCCCAUCUUCCCCCGGGAAGCCAUCUCUCUACAGAAGACCCUCAGCCUCCACCAUGGGGGGGGGGGGUGCCUUUUUUUUCUUUUCUUUUUUUACAGAGGGGGGUGGGAACGAGGGAAAGGGAGGCUGACCAAUCACAAAGUGGGGUCACCGCCCCUGGCCAAUGGUGCUUAAGGCAUCUGUAGCGACCGCGGACCAGCCCCCGAUCCCCUCCCCCUGCCCCUGCCCCUGCCCAGAGUCUUAAAUCAUUUCUGCUCUGUCAUUUCACCCAAUAAACUGUCUCCAAGAGUGCACCCCCC
Molecule: messenger RNA, 1199 nt
Organism: Conger conger (European conger)
Lineage: Eukaryota; Metazoa; Chordata; Actinopteri; Anguilliformes; Congridae
Product: myosin light chain 3, skeletal muscle isoform-like
Exons: 6
Coding region: 1-723 (240 amino acids)
Cellular component (GO): myosin II complex; contractile muscle fiber
Molecular function (GO): calcium ion binding
Source: RefSeq, a predicted model, not a curated record